CAAAACGCUUAGCGCCUCAUGUCGUACGGCAAAGCGCUAAGCCUUCGGUUUUGGUAUUCACGUUGCUGUGCGAACGCUUCGGGUUCAAAACGCUUGGCACAUAUUGGCAACGGUGGUUGUUCCAGUGUUACCAACAUAUUUGUCUCCAAUGUCACCAAUGUUAUAUAACCACAGUACUAAAAAAGUUUCUAUUUCUGGCAUUAUGAUGGUUGUCACUUGUCAGAUGCGUUUUGUCAGUGUCACUCGAGUUUCGAAAUGUCUCGUAAACAAAUUUCCAUUUUACAAAAAACUAUGCUAAUUGAUUUCCUGGAAGACCACCCGGAAUUGGUGUCUCAAAAACAAACAAACCAAUACACCAGCGCAGACGCCCGCAAGUUAUGGGUGGAGUUGAGCGAAAAGUUAAAUGCAAUUCCUGGGGCCACUAAGCAAUGGACUGAAUGGAGAAAGACCUGGACAGAUAUGAAAACCAGAGCAAAAAGGAAGAAGUCAGAAAAUAAAAAGGAAGCUAGCCAGACCGGAGGUGGACCAAGCUUGGCAGAGAGCUUGAAUGAAAUCGAUGACAAAGUCUUGGAAAUAAUGGGGGGAGAAAUCUUAAUUGAAGGGCUCCAAGUGCCAGAAUUAGGAUUAUUAUACACCUUACCGAAAGAAGCUGAGGUUGGCGAAGUGCCUGUAUGCAAAAGUUAUCCUGUACAUGAUAAUGAUGACAAGGACAAGGAAUGAAUGAAUGAAUCUUGAAUUUUAGAGGCAUCCCGGCCACCAUAAGGAGCCAGUGCAUAGGCCACUUAAGCGGGCCCUUAUGCACCUCUACAAUACUUAAAUCACAAGCCUCGCCCUUUUAGCGAAGUUGAGAAUCGCCUUGAGUCCAAGCUCCUUUACGUCCUGAGGGUCCAAAGUAAUGGACCCCAGUAUAGUCUGCCUAUAGUAGCUCAGAGCUUCACAGCAACACAAAACGUGCGCCGAGGUCUCUUCCUCUACUCCGCAGCGUUCGCACAAGGGAUCCUCAGCCACCCCCAUCACGUGCAGGUGCCGCCUUAACGUGUUAUGGCCAGACAACAGUCCCACCAGCAACCUUAGGUUGGCUCUACCCAGAGAUAGGCAGAAGCGUCCAUCCUUAGCACUGGGCCCUUCAAUGAGCUCUCGUGCCUGGCGGAGAUGUCUAGAGAUACUUCUCCAUUUCUGAGAGUGUUGUCUUGCAACCCACGUCUCCAUUUUCCUCCUAGCUUUAUGCGCGGUUACUCCUAGAGCUGGCUCAGGACCAACGAGCUUGCUGGCUGAUCCUGUUUUCGCCAGAGUGUCCGCCGUCUCAUUGCCCCUUAUCCCAGCGUGCCCCGGUACCCAUAUUAACGAUACCGGAUGCCUCGCUGCGAGGCAAUCCAGAGCCUCCCUGCAUUGCAAUACAAGACUCGAACUAAUCUUACAUGCACUUAGUGCUUUCAUUGCAGCCUGGCUGUCGGAUAAGAUUGUUAUUCUUCUCCUAGGCCCACCCUCCUCCAGAAUGUGAGAUACACAAGCCAGAAUCGCAAAGAUUUCCGCCUGGAAAAUGGUGGUGUACUCACCGAGAGGCAGAGAUAGCCUAGUUCUAGGUCCAGAGACCCCAGCACCUGAGCCCUCUUCGGUGACCGAGCCGUCCGUGUACCAGACCUGCCCGCUCACUUCGGAGAGUCCUCGGCUACCGGCGUCCCACUCCUCCCUCGUGGGGGGUACUCCACAAUGAACUUGCGGUUGAAGCGAUAUUUAGGGGUAAUACGAUCACCCCUGCUUAGAAGGACGGGGUCCUCCCUUUCUAAUUCGACUAAUAUGGCAGUAUGCCCCUUGACCGGAUUCAAGAAAGCCCAGCUGCCCUGACUCCACAGUCGAUGAGCGACUACUCUCGCUUCACCGCGGAUCACCAGAUCCAACGGUGGGAGAUCCAACAGAGCUUCCACUGCACUCAAUGGCGUUGUUCGCACUGCGCUUGUAAUGCUAAUACAGGCCAAACGCUGAAUUUUAUUGAGUUUAGCCUUAGUUGACUCAGUUCUAAUGCAAGACCCCCAGACCAGGGAGCCGUACAAGAGAGAUGGACGUACUAUCGUCGUGCAGAGCCAGUAUACCACUUUGGGUUUAAGCCCCCACCUUACACCGACAACACGUCUACAAGCCCACAUCGAAUUGCGAGCCUUGCUAACCUUGUGUUCCACAUGCUCUCUCCAGUUCAGUUUGCAGUCCAGGAUAAUUCCCAGAUAUUUCACUGACUGGGACAAAACUAAUCUAGUCCCAAAGAAGGUAGGCAUGACCAGUCCGUCAAGCCUUCUUCUCCUAGUGAAUAGGAUCAGCUCGGACUUUUCAGCAUUAACAGAAAGAUCGACUUCCCUACACCACGAUUCCACGGAGCGCAGAGCGCCCUGCAUAAUUUCCGAGACUGUUCUACAGAAACGCCCCCUAACCACUAUGCUUACGUCAUCAGCAUAGGCUUGCACGUAGACACCCAUACUGUUGAGCCUAACGAGCAGUUCGUUCACCACGAUACACCACAGUAGGGGUGACAGAACUCCACCCUGAGGGCAGCCUCUAGCUACGUUCACGCUGCAGCUUACGUUAUUCAGCAUAGCUGUUGUUACCCGACCCUCCAGAGUAGAGAGGACCC
Molecule: messenger RNA, 2623 nt
Organism: Acanthoscelides obtectus
Lineage: Eukaryota; Metazoa; Arthropoda; Insecta; Coleoptera; Chrysomelidae
Source: the annotation of a GenBank genome assembly